Rotaria sp. Silwood1 is the source of this 360-nucleotide messenger RNA. The record is from the annotation of a GenBank genome assembly. Lineage: Eukaryota; Metazoa; Rotifera; Eurotatoria; Philodinida; Philodinidae.
AUGAUCAAUCAUAAAGGUUUCAGUUCACUUGAUUAUAUUGGCUAUGGUUGUUGGUGUGGCUUGGGUAACUAUGGUUCGAAAGUAUUCGAUAGUACAGAUCAAUGUUGUCAAUUGCAUGAUCAAUGUUAUGAUCGUAUAUCAGGUGGAUUUUUUGGUUGUUCACCAAAGCUUGUCACCUAUGAUUGGACAGGAUUAUCAAAUGGCGGAAUUCUAUGCACAGAUCGAGAAAAUACGUGUGAUCGAAAAGCGUGUGAUUGUGAUCGAUUAGCUGUUGAAUGCUAUGCGCAAUAUCGAAGCACUUACAAUCCUAACUUUCUCGAUGGCAAAUACAAAGGCAACAAAAAGAUAGCAUGCAAAUAA